This is a messenger RNA of Caenorhabditis elegans, 972 nucleotides long. It is a transcript of the gene str-199, whose product is annotated as Serpentine receptor class r-10. The record is from RefSeq and is marked reviewed. Gene Ontology annotation, cellular component: ciliary membrane. Bases 1 to 972 code for a protein of 323 amino acids. Lineage: Eukaryota; Metazoa; Nematoda; Chromadorea; Rhabditida; Rhabditidae. Gene Ontology annotation, biological process: detection of chemical stimulus involved in sensory perception of smell. The transcript is spliced from 6 exons.
AUGUUUCAACAAACAUGCGCAAUUGUUUCAUUAUUCACCAAUUCUCUAUUGGCCUUUCUGAUUCUUAAAAACUCGCCGCCCCAAUUGGGAACCUAUAAGUGGCUCAUGUUCUACACAUGCCUUUUUGAGCUAGUUUAUACCUCGUUGAAUAUUUUUGUAGAACCAACAAUCGGAACAUUUCAAUCGGUGUGUUACUUAUUUCAAGAUUUAAGAAAGUCUAUAUUUGGUCACGACAUCACAUUGAUUUUUAUAUUGGGCUACUCUUCAUGCUUUGGAUUUUCACUGUCAAUUUUCGCGAGCCAUUUUAUUUAUCGCUAUGGUGUCGUCAACUCAGAGUUCAAGCAAAAAUAUUUAGCUGGCAUGAAACACAGUCUCCUUUACAUUGUUCCAGUCUGUUGUGGUGUUGUGUGGGGGUUGAUGUGUCGGAUAAAUUUGAACGAAUCUCCAUCGAAAUCUGCUUUUUUGAGAAUCCAUUUCCAAGAAGCCUUUGAUUUGAAAAUUGAGGAAUGCGUUUACGUUGCUUCUUAUUUUUGGCCAGUUGAUAAUCACGGUGUUUCCUAUCCCGACACUAUAUCAUUUGUGGGUGUUGGUAUUAUGUCUCUGAUUCUUAGUUCUUCGUUUUUGAAUGUUAUUUAUUUUGGAAUCAAAUGCUACAACUAUAUAUCCCAGCAGCUCGGAGAGCUAUCUACACAGUCCCAGGCCAUAAAGUCUCUUCAAGCUCAACUUUUCUACUCUUUAAUCUUUCAAUCCGCAAUUCCUUGUCUCUUAAUGUACUUGCCUGCCGGGACGAUUUUCAUGAUUACUAUGUUUGAUCUCGGUUUUGAUAUGGAAUUUCCACUCCUUUCCUUCACCGUUGCAAUUUACCCAGCAAUUGACCCACUUCCAACUAUUUUUAUAAUUAAGAGUUAUAGGAGAGGGCUGAUUGGUAUGCUCACUUGUCGCAAGAAAAAUCAAAUCACGACUACUUCGUGA